AUGACUUAUUUCUCUAAAGAGGAAGAGAGGCCAAAGCGUAUCGGCUUAGUUUCUGGUCAUUUGGUAAUCAAUUGUGGGAGGGAAGAAGGUAAUUCUCGAAUCUACAAUGACUAUUUUUCUGAUAAUCCCACAUACGGUGCAAAUUUAUUUCAUAGAAGAUUCCAAAUACAAAGGAGUCUUUUCCUUCAUAUCGUCGACACUGUACGAGAGCACGACAACUAUUUCGUACAAAAGGUAGAUGGUGUCGGCCAGCUUGGACUGUCUACUUUACAAAAAGUAACAACAGCAUUUCGCAUGUUGGCGUAUGGAGCAUCAACAGAUAGUACUAAAGAAUAUGUAAGGAUUGAUGAGUCAACUAUAAUUGAAUGUUUGAAGAGAUUUUGCAGAGCAAUUGUAAAAGUGUAUGAAGAUGAAUAUCUUAGAUCCCCCAAUACUGACGAUGUUGCAAGACUGUUACAAAAAGGUGAAGAACGAGGUUUCCUAGGAAUAUUGGGAAGUCUAGACUGUAUGCAUUGGAAAUGGAAAAACUGUCCACCAGCAUGGGUGGGACAAUACUGA
Molecule: messenger RNA, 558 nt
Organism: Asparagus officinalis (garden asparagus)
Lineage: Eukaryota; Viridiplantae; Streptophyta; Magnoliopsida; Asparagales; Asparagaceae
Exons: 1
Coding region: 1-558 (185 amino acids)
Source: RefSeq, a predicted model, not a curated record